Messenger RNA from Talaromyces atroroseus, 294 nucleotides. RefSeq lists its product as hypothetical. The transcript has 2 exons. Bases 1 to 294 code for a protein of 97 amino acids. The record is from RefSeq and is a predicted model, not a curated record. NCBI's taxonomy places the organism in Eukaryota, Fungi, Ascomycota, Eurotiomycetes, Eurotiales, Trichocomaceae.
AUGGAGAUCUCCAUACGCAUACCAAACUUUGACAGCCUAAGCACAGAUGGGCUAUACCAGCGCUUCGGCAAACCCUACAAGGUUCCUAUCCGGCGAGUGGAUGGGAAGCCUGGCGAACCCCAUGCACCGCCGCAUGCCAUCUAUCCUAUGGGUUUGGGCAUGCCUGCCAACGAGGUGGAUAACCCAGAAAUUCUCAUUUCGGACUACGGAACGUCCUUUAUUGUGUCACAGACGCCCUCACCGAUUCUCCACACCCCAGCCCUCUACUCUCCGCCAGAAAGACUUUUUCAAUGA